Molecule: messenger RNA, 3968 nt
Organism: Molossus molossus (Pallas's mastiff bat)
Lineage: Eukaryota; Metazoa; Chordata; Mammalia; Chiroptera; Molossidae
Gene: COPS7A
Product: COP9 signalosome subunit 7A
Exons: 8
Coding region: 127-1047 (306 amino acids)
Biological process (GO): COP9 signalosome assembly
Cellular component (GO): COP9 signalosome
Source: RefSeq, a predicted model, not a curated record
GGGGGCACAGGCGGGCACAAGUGGAGAUUAGAGGAGCGGUGUCGUUGGGUUAGACUCCAAGUGACACCCCUUCCCCCACUGCAUCCUGUGCCUGGGGUUCAGUGGGGUGCACGUGGUGACCCGGGGAUGGGAGGGAGACAGCAUGGCAACCUUGUUUCAGCCAGGAGUCCUUCAAGCUCCAGAUAUCCUGAGCCCAGGUCCCCCCAGCUCAGUGCAGCCAUGAGUGCCGAGGUGAAGGUGACAGGGCAGAACCAGGAGCAAUUUCUGCUCCUGGCCAAGUCGGCCAAGGGGGCAGCGCUGGCCACACUCAUCCACCAGGUGCUGGAGGCCCCUGGUGUCUACGUGUUUGGAGAACUGCUGGAUAUGCCUAAUGUUAGAGAGCUGGCUGAGAGUGACUUCGCUUCCACAUUCCGCCUGCUCACGGUGUUUGCUUACGGGACAUAUGCUGACUACUUAGCUGAAGCCCGGAAUCUUCCCCCACUCACAGAGGCUCAGAAGAAUAAGCUUCGACACUUAUCAGUCGUCACCCUAGCUGCCAAAGUCAAGUGUAUCCCCUAUGCAGUGUUGCUGGAGGCCCUUGCCCUGCGUAACGUGCGGCAGCUGGAAGACCUUGUCAUUGAGGCCGUGUAUGCCGAUGUGCUUCGCGGCUCCCUGGACCAGCGCAAUCAGCGGUUAGAGGUUGACUACAGCAUUGGGCGGGACAUCCAGCGCCAGGACCUCAGUGCCAUUGCCCGAACCCUACAGGAGUGGUGUGUGGGCUGUGAAGUAGUGCUGUCAGGCAUCGAGGAGCAGGUGAGCCGUGCCAACCAGCACAAGGAGCAGCAACUGGGCCUGAAGCAGCAGAUUGAGAGUGAGGUCGCCAACCUUAAAAAAACAAUUAAAGUUACAACGGCAGCAGCAGCCGCAGCCACAUCUCAGGACCCUGAGCAACACCUGACUGAACUGAGGGAACCAGCUGCUGGCACCAACCAGCGCCAACCCAGCAAGAAAGCCUCAAAGGGCAAGGGGCUCCGAGGGAGCGCCAAGAUUUGGUCCAAGUCGAACUGAAGGGAUUGUCGUUUUUUUCCCCCUGGGGAUAUGGGGUCCCAGCUGCCUGCCUGCCCCUUAGGAGUCCUCAAAGAGCCUUCCUGUGCCCCUGGCCAGCUGAUAAUCCUAGGUUCAUGACCUUUCACCUCUCUUCUUCUCUCCCCCACCCCCAAGCAAAGAUCACACCUUCUCUAGGGAGGAGGCAAGUACAAGUCAUGUUUUUGUUGGUACUUUUUGUUUUAUGUGACUUUCUUAUGUGUCCCAUUAUCUCCCUCACCUUCCCUACCAUGCUCUCUCUCCUAUAUUUUUCAGAGACAGCACCUGUCCUUGUUUAUUAUGUCAUUGAGUAGGUGGGGCUGCUGUGUCUCCAGUAUAACCCACGUGUGUUCCUUGUCCUACCUCCCUACUCUUGCAUGACUAAUCCCCAGUUCCUGCUGCCUACCCCCAGCCUAUUUGGGCAGCAUCACAGAGCCACAGGGCUCCCACCUUUGUUCCCACCCUGAGAGUUCUGGGAGUCAGUCUGCCAUUCUAGGAGUCACUGGACACUUUCAUCCUAGAAUUCUGUCACACUACAGUCAUUUCCUUUCUUUUCACCUCCCCGUGGGUCCUGGGAAUGCUGCUGCUUCAAUGACCCCAGGGCAGCUGUUUCUUGAGAUGUUGAGAGAUGGUUCUUUCUUGGCCCUGGCUAUCUUAGAAAGCCUGAUGGCAAUUCUGGAAGGAUUUAUACUUCCUUUUGUGAGUUUUGUGAGGAAGGAAAGAGGAUAUAGAUUGUAUUAAAAAAAAUAAAAGUAUAUAUAUCUUUAUAUAUAUAUAUCUAUAUAUAUAUAACAUAACACAGAAAUAAAUCUAUGAGACGUCUAUCUACAAACAUGCCCUGAACUGGGUAUCUUCUGUCUUUCAUACUUGUGGAUGGGAAGAAGGUUCAUUGCCAGUCUGCUCUAAAGCAAAGUGCUAGACAUUGAAGAGAACCAGAGACUACGUGCAUGACUUUGGACAAAUUGCUCAGUAUCUCACCAGCAUUCAUUCAGAAGUAGUGAAUACUUCAUGAGCGCCAGCGUGACAGGCACUGGAGAUGCAAAGUGACGGUCACUGUCCUGGCUCCCAAGGAGCUGGAGUUCAGCCUGUGUCCUUCCACCGUAGAGAAUUAUGAGGGGAAAAGUUGACAGUACACUUCAGUUUUUGCAUCAAAACCACAGAACUCUCAGAUCUGCAGUAAGCAGCAGCAGUUAGGCUCUUGCCCUCUGUCCAAGGCAGAGCCUCCCUAACAUUGUGUUGAGAGGAUUGGUCUUGGCCUAGUACACUGCUGUGCACUUCCGAGAAUUGGGAAGCUCUAGUGUAAGGGGUGGUUGACAAGCAGUUGCCUCCUGAGGGUCCCAGUGUUGACUAAGUUGCUCUCCAGAGCUUGUGCUAUUCUCUAAGUGGAGAUUUAGGACAGACAACUCUACUGGUCCUAAAGUUAUCAAUCAUAGAACUAAAACGUGAGGGUGGAACCCUGAGUUUUUUAUUAAAGUGGGCUGGGUAAGCAUAUUGUCUUGAGGGGGCAAUAGAGACUUCCUGGAACCAGUCCAUUGAGCCCUAUUUCAGGAGUUGGAACUCGCUUCUCAUUUUAGCUUUUUCCUAGACAGGCAUGUUGAGCCUGUUGCAUCUUGAUUCUGUCUCUGCCUCUGAAAUAAACCCUUUCUUCCUCCAAUCCCCUCCAAUGUAUAGAAGCUGCUCAUUCCUGGUGCUUUAAACCUGUCUCCCCUUCCUCUGCUCAUGUCCCAGUGUUUCUCUUGAACUUAGUAUCUCAUUUUCCUGCAAGCUGGUUCCAGCUAAUGUCUCCAUAACUUCCUGACCUCUAGUUCCAUUCUUUAGUGAUGGCUCUAAAGUCUAGUGUGGGCUGGGCUGGGACUGCCUGACUUAAUAGCCAAAGAAGGAGGAGGACCAUUCACAGCCCCAAGAACAUUCAAAUGCAAUUUGUCUUUGAUUUGCAAAAAUGGGCUCCUGGCUACCAAGGCAUGGAGAAGAGGGAGCAGAGCAUUUGUGAGCUGUUUUUGAGCAUGAAAUUUGGUUCCGGAUUUAAGGAUUCUAUGUAUAACUAAGCCCAGGGCACCAAGAAAAUCUUCCCAACCAAAAAUCUUAUCACCACUUGCACACUCACACACUCAUCCCUACUGUACAACAAUCUUAUAUGGCCUUGGGGCUGGACCACUAUGGUAGGUAAGAGGAGGAAGAAGAGAACUUGCUUUGAGAAUUCAGAGUUCAUGCCCGUGAAACACAUGAUACUUAAAAGAUUAAGCCAAAGUCUGUGAAGCUAAAAAUGGCAGUUGGACUGAUAUAUGCCUCUAUGCACAAGAAGAACAGAGACAAUGUCUACAGUCAGUAUUGCAUGACAUUGUGUUAAAGAGAGAAGAAAUCUCCACUUAGGUAUGGUACAUCUUCCAACUUGGAUGGUGUUUAGAGAGGCAAGUCUAGGCAGUGUAUUAGUUAUCUGUUACUGUGUACAAAUUAUUCCAAAACUUAGUGGCUUAAAACUACACAUUUAUUUUGGGACUCAGCACAACUGAGCUGAGUGUUCUGCUUUAGGGUCUCACAAGACUGCAAUCAGUGUUAAUUAGGGCCAUAUUAUUUCAAGUUUCCAAUGGGAAAGACUUGGUUCCAAGCACACUCAGUGAUUGUUAGCAGGAUUCACUACCUCAUAGGUGGUUGGAAUGAAGAGCUCAUUUCCUGGCUGACUUGGUCAGAGGCCACUGAGGUAGCCCUCUCCAUCCAAGCAAGAGACCACAUCAGCAAGGUGAAAUAAUAAUCUUUUGUAACCUCAGCACAGAAGAGACAUUCUGUCACUUUUACCAGUCACUAGAUUCAGCCUAGUGACUAUCUGAAGGCAUGGAUUGCCCUGGUUGGUGUGGCUUGUUUGGGCAUCAUCCCAUACACCAAGAUUGCGGGUUCAAUUCCCAUUCAGG